This is a messenger RNA of Penicillium lagena, 948 nucleotides long. RefSeq lists its product as uncharacterized. NCBI's taxonomy places the organism in Eukaryota, Fungi, Ascomycota, Eurotiomycetes, Eurotiales, Aspergillaceae. The transcript has a single exon. Bases 1 to 948 code for a protein of 315 amino acids. The record is from RefSeq and is a predicted model, not a curated record.
AUGAAGCUUAACUUGGGCCUUCACCUUUUUGCGCUAAGUAUCAGCACCAACCAAGUCCUCGCAUCUCUAUCGCAAUGGCUCUACACAAGCGAAAUCAACGACGAGGCUCUCACUCUCCUAGAGCGUCCCGAAAUCCACGGCAUCCAAAACCUCUACACGUGGAAAUCUCUCGAGCCCCAAAAAGGUCAAUACGACUUCUCCGCCAUAGCACACGACCUCAACCUCACCCGCUCCAAGGGCAAGAACCUCUGGGUCCAGAUCCAGGAUCGCAGCUUCAGUCUUGAGUUCGAUCCUGUCCCGCGCUACCUUCACAAACCAAUUUACAACAACGGCAGCGUGCCCCAAUGCGAUGGGGAUGACUGCGAUAGCAACUUCGUGGCUGGGGGUUGGGCCGCGGCGCAAUGGAAUCCUCAUGUCCGCGAUCGAUUCCAGCGUCUACUGAAAGCUUUAGCGGAUAGAUUCGACGGACAAGUCUACGGGUUCAAUCUCCCCGAGACAUCCAUCGAAGUCCAGUCCAACAACACCGUCUCGGAAUAUACAUGCCAAGGCUAUUUCGAGGGAACGCUCGACAACGCGGGCUACCUAGCCAGCGUAUUCAACCACUCUUACGCCGUGCAAUACGUCAAUUUCUGGCCGUGCGGUUGGGGAAAUGCCCGCAACUACAUGUCCACUUCGUUCAGUUUCUUUGCGGAUCAUGGCGUCGGCAUCGGCGGGCCGGAUAAUAUCCCCUUCAAGACGACUAUGGAGAACAAUGCGUACCCCUAUAUGUCUAAAUAUAGGCAUAGGGUGCCGAUUAAUGUUGUUGCCGUGCAGGAGCCCGACCUGGCGGCGAUUAAUCCGAACACGAGCAAGCCGUUUACAAAAGAGGAGUUUAUGGGGUUUGCAGAGAAGGAGCUGGGAUCGCAGAUUUUGUUUUGGGCUCUUUCUGCGCCGUGGUUGCAUCAGUAA